UCUCUGCCCCUAAUUUCUCUUUAUUCUCAUCGAUUCCUCGAUUCUAUCGUUUCUCUGGUCAUGAUUGGACUAUAUUUUUUGGAUCCGAUAAGUCAGAAAUCCUUGUUGAACAAUGUGGUUGAAUGCGUAACUUGUUUUCUGGUCAAGUUUAGAUGUUUGGGAUUUGAGAAUGUUGAAUCAGGGGAAAAAUAUUAGGGUUUGUCUGCUUUUGACGAAUUGUUGAUAGGGUUUAGGAGGAGUUUAUGUGGGUUGGAGACUUGGAGUGUUUCUAUGAUGUUGUCUUGUUCUUUGGCCUUUAAUUUGAUAUACAUGAACUUCGUUCAUUUUUAAAGAUUCUGCUUAAAUUGGUUCCUCUUUUGCUGCGACUGGUGUUGAAGAUUGAACCGCAGUUCUUUGAUCUGGGUUUGCCCCCUUUUUUUUUCUGCUGAGAUUUGCCCUUCUUGGUGAACAAGCAAGCCUUUUUAUGAUUGAAAAUUUCAACUUCUCUUCAAUAUAGGAAGAGCAGAAAAGGGAUUUUGGGUGAUAAUCUCAUGCUAAGAUCAGUUCUCGAUUGCUGCUAGUGAACUGGAUAUUGAGCUAAUUGUUUUGAGUUUUUGCAGAAGUAAGAAUGGAUGCCCGCUUUAUUUAUAUCUAAAAGUUGUAGCAUUUACCUUUGAACAAAAUGAACAUGAUCGUCUUUUCCUGGUUUGGUAGUCUGACUGCAGCUCUAAGAAGCCAUAGCACAUACGAUGCCACGGUUGAUUUUCUCUUAUUUUAUUUGUUCGUUGUUUUAACAAUCAGCGUGAAUGGGGAAAGGGAAGCUUAUAUUGAUCUGUCAAUCUGGCGGCAAAUUUGUGACAAAUGAUGAUGGCAUCAUGACAUAUGUCGGGGGAGAGGCAGAGGCCAUAGAUAUUAAUCAUGAAACCACGUUCGACGAUCUUAAGCUAAAGCUGGCAAAGCUCUUGAACUUAGACUAUGAUUCUCUAUCCCUCAAGUACUUUCUCCCUGGAAACAGAAGAACGCUUAUCACCAUGAAGCAAGAGAAAGACAUGAGAAGGAUGUAUGAUUUCCAUCUGAGCUCAGUCACAGCAGAAGUGUUUGUUACAGGAAAAGAGGGUUUCCGCCCUGAAGCAGCAGUUGUCUCGCCUGGUAACAGGACAAUUAAUACACGAGCAGCUGAGAUGGAGAUUGCUACACCUGUGGCAUCCGGAAGUAUAGCCAAUGUACCAAUUCAAGUUGAUACUGGAACACAUGAGGAAUAUACCCUUGUUGAUGCCCGUGUUAGAUCUGGAAAUGUGACCCCUAGAGUCAUUUCUCAUUGCAGCGGCCUUGUUGAUAUUCCUGUAACGGUAUCGACCAAUCGGGUGGUAUCCACCAAUUUAACCUUCAAAAGAUCCAAGAGGAAAGGCAAGAAGAAUAGUCCUGCAACCGGUAUUUCGAAAUUGACCCCCAGAAGCUCUAAACGAUCAGCCAAUGGUAGCAAUUCAGGUAGCAAAAGCUUCUCUCCCAUGUCUCAGAGUGUUGUUUGUGGUGUGAUCAGUAGUCCGACUAAAAGCACUAGGAAGCGAAGACAUUCAAUACAUGAACUGAACAGUGGUGCUCAGGAUGAAACUGUCAUGGAUACAAGGAGAAGAUCCCUGAGAAACAGGGGACAAAUUCAGAAGCCUGUAGUAGAAACCAGUGAUGAUGAUGACUCCAUCAACACUGAUGAAGAUGAUGAAAACUCUGAUGAGGAGAAGGAUCAUAUGCGGGAUGUUGCGAUUUUCGACCCUGAAACUGAGGAUAUUAUUGACUCUGAACAUCUGAUGAACUAUUCCAUGUCUGAUGCUAACAGUGGUUCUGUUGAGAACUUAGUAGCCUCAUGGAAACGCUGUAUUACCGGUGUAGGUCAGGAAUUUGAGAGUGUUGUCGAAUUUCGAGAUGCACUGCAGAAAUAUGCCAUUGCUUGCCGUUUUGGUUACCGAUUAAGGAAGAACGAGUCAAAUCGUGCCUGUGGUGUUUGUUUGAUUGGAGGCUGUCCUUGGAAGAUAUAUGCAUCGUGGGUUCCGUCUGAAAGCGUGUUUAAGAUAAAAAAGUUCAGUAAAAGGCAUACGUGUGGGGGAGAAUCAUGGAAAUCUGCUCAUCCGAAAAAGAAUUGGGUGGUGAGUAUCAUCAAGGAGAGACUGCAGGAGAAUCCAAACCAGAAGACUAAGAGCAUUGCUGACGCGAUUCUUCAGGAUUUUGGUAUCGAACUAAGUUAUUGCACGAUAAGGCGAGGCAUUGAUGAGGCCAGAGGAGGAAUUCAUAGUUCAUUCAAAGAGGCAUACAAGUACUUGCCUCGUUUCGUUAGUAAAGUAAUGGAGGCAAACCCUGGAAGUUUGAUCGAUCUCGUGGUUGGGGAGGACGGAAGAUUUCAGCGGCUCUUUCUGUCUUUCCAGUCUUGUAUACAUGGCUUUCAAUCUGGUUGUCGACCUCUACUUUUUCUCGACGCUAUCCCGUUUAAGUCCAGAUAUCAUGAGGUUUUGUUGACAGCUUCUGCAUUGGAUGGGGAUGAUGGUGUGCUUCCAGUAGCAUUUGCCCUUGUGGAUAUCGAGACGGGUGAAACUUGGCGUUGGUUUCUCGAACAGCUAAGGUUAGCAAUCCCUAGCUCGCGGACUUUAACCUUUGUAUCCGACAGAGAAAAAGAACUGGCAAGCUCGGUUUUGGAGAUAUUCGAGAAUUCUCAUCACGGUUACUCCAUUCAUUACCUGAUGGAGGAUUUUAUGCGAAACCUGAGAGGACCCUUUCAUGGAGAUGGAAAGCCAUCUUUGCCGUAUUACUUGCUCGCUGCAGCACGGGCUGAUCGACUCGACGGGUUUAAGAUUUACUCCGAGCAUAUCAAACGAAUCUCUCCUAAAGCUUAUGAUUGGGUAAUGCAGAUCGAUCCAAAGCAUUGGACCAGCGCAUUGUUCGAAGGUGAACCCUACAGCCACAUCACAUCCGACGUCGGGGAGAUCUAUUCAAAGUGGAUAGAGGAAACACAGGAAGCAUCCAUCGUUCGGAAGCUCGAGGCACUCGUGGGUCGGGUAGUAGAGUUGGUGAAUAGCCGUCAAGAAAGCUCGAGAGGCUGGUCUAGCAAGCUCGUGCCGACAAAGGAGGAGAGUUUAAAGGAAGAAUGUAAGAAGGCAAACACGCUAAAGGUAUUCAUUUUCUCCGAUAACCUUUACGAGGUUCACGAUGGGGCGGUCCAAAUCGUGGAUAUAACCAAACAAAACUGCAGCUGUUUCGGGUGGAAACCCACGGGACUUCCAUGUCAGCACGCUAUCGCUGUCUUAAACAGCAAAGGAAGAGACCUGUAUGAUUAUUGUUCUGGUUUCUUCUCGGUAGAAAGCUACCAUAUGACAUAUUCCGAGGGUCUGAGUCCGGUCUUAACGUUUGGGGAAAGUGCGGAAGAAGAAGAAGAGGAGGAGGAGGAUGAACAGCAAGUGCUUCCUCCCCCGUUUUCGCGAGUUCCGGGGGUCGAGAAGAGGAUAAAGGACCGGAAAAGAGGUCGGUCUGUGUGUUGUACGAGGUGUGGAGGAGUUGGACAUAACAAAGCUACUUGCAAGGACGAUCUCUAGGCCCUUUUUUUUUUUUUUUGCUUCGGUCAUCUGAUCUGGAACUCAGUUCUCAGUUCUUGUCUCUUCUGUAACUCUCCCUGUUCUGAUGGGUCAUAAUACACUUUUUGUACAGUUUGUAUUCUCA
This is a messenger RNA of Tarenaya hassleriana, 3681 nucleotides long. RefSeq lists its product as uncharacterized. Bases 786 to 3557 code for a protein of 923 amino acids. Gene Ontology annotation, molecular function: zinc ion binding; protein binding. The transcript has 2 exons. The record is from RefSeq and is a predicted model, not a curated record. NCBI's taxonomy places the organism in Eukaryota, Viridiplantae, Streptophyta, Magnoliopsida, Brassicales, Cleomaceae.